Schistocerca gregaria is the source of this 3116-nucleotide messenger RNA. RefSeq lists its product as uncharacterized. Lineage: Eukaryota; Metazoa; Arthropoda; Insecta; Orthoptera; Acrididae. The record is from RefSeq and is a predicted model, not a curated record. The coding region runs from base 92 to 619 and encodes 175 amino acids. The transcript has 4 exons.
UCGAUCGGUGACUACAAAUCCAGCUGACGUAAAAGUGGCGGGAGAGUCGUGUGUUUACUGGCUCAGUGCUGUAGAGUUCUGCUGCUGCGGUAUGUCGUUAACUCUUGUUUUGGGCACUUUCUGGUGUAUGUCUACUGACCGUGUUGAAGACCGGGAAGUAGAUGUGUUCGAGAGGUUAAUGCGUUCAUCGCUAAAAGAUGAAUGUGUUAACAGAGAAGGCGACAUCCAUGGAUUUUGCGAGGCAGAAGAGGAUAUUGUCGAUCUUCUGAGCAACCUGCGCGUCCAUGGCUACGCAUACUCAGUUAGAAUUAGUGUGUAUUAUCGCCAGCCCCCUUCAGGUGCUGCUAAACGUACUCUGUGUUCUUGUGCCACAUUUAAAAGCAGCAUUCAGAUAAGCUUUUUUGGUUCUUUUAUAUUGCAUGGGAGCAAUGGACAAGCCACAAGCAAAAUUUACAAAAGAGUUGCAGUUGCAGAUCACCCUGGCAACAUCAAGGUGACACAGUUGCCUUCUCCCAGCAGUGAGAGGCAAUGUUGUGAUCAUUCCUCUGAACCUCCUCCUCUUGUGGAAAGUGUAAUUGACACACAAUGCAUACCCAGGUGCGGUAGUCCCUACCAUUAAAAAUAAGGUUCCUGUGGCACAUUACCUGGUUCUGUAUCAUCAAGUCAGACCAUAUCAGUCCAAGGGAAAAUAUAAAGAACACAAAUGAGUGCUGAGCUACAGUUGCAGACAAAUGGCUGAAUUUUCCAGGUUUUCUGUUCAGUCAACAAAUUAACACAUGGAGACAGAAGGGAGUAUAGUAUCUGAUUCUGAACUAUAUUUCUAGUAGCAUGUUAAUUUACCACUUCACUGUACAUGAUUUGACAACUUUGUGUUGUUACAGGUUGCUGCAGAAGUGGCCUUGGUUUUCAAGUAAGACAGAAAGGCAAAUUUCUGAUUUAUUAAAAUCAUGAUGCUAUUACAUCAUCCUCGGGAUAAGAUGUAGCUAGUGCACACAUUGUCAGUCUGUUAAUGUUUAUAGUGCUGUAGGUCAGGUUUAUAACCAGCCUAGCUAACCACCUUUCAUCUUGUUCCUCCGAUGAAGUUGAGCUUCUGGGAUUGUCACUGACUUGGUAUACUACCUCCUCACUGCUGGUAUCCUCUGAACUUUGUAAUACAGGGCUGGCAGGUUCAGACCAACUGCUGCUUGAGCCAAACCCAAAGGUUUCAUCAAGACAAAUUAAAGGGCUGUUCUUGUAACUGUCAUUCAACUUAUGAAAGUCCCAGCCAGGGUAAUAAAUGAAAAUUGCGCAGAGAUGUUUGCAUGGAUAUUUCCACCUUUGGAAGUCUUCACAUGUGCAAUUAGGCUUUGCAAAAUUUACCACAUAGUAACAAUCCUUGGCCUCUGCACUUUCUACACAAAAUAAUCCCUCACCCAUUUCUCUCGCUAAGCUUUCGGUAAGUUCAGUUUGCGCUGAAGAAUAUCUUUUCAUUAUGUGAUUCACAAAUUCAUGUGACUUGUUAUGCAAGAAGUGAGGAAUCGCACUGCUGUAAGAUUUCACAGCUGAAUUCUUCAGACAAUAUUUUUUAAACAGGCUAGGGAUGAAAUCAUUUAUUAAAACUUCAACAACACCUGUCAAUGUUUUAUCUGCUGAAUGUCUAAGAAAAGAAUGUUUCACUCUUUUAUUUAGUGAUUCAACACCAUUAGUAGUAGUUAUAUUGGCGAAGAAAUUCUUGUCCUCAUAGGCCUUCACCCACCUUUCAGAUACUGAAAGCCAUUGCUUAUUAAAAUAAUAAAGUGUACCAGAAUUUCUAGUUAAUAAUUCAUGAGAUUGAAGGUUUUGUUUUGCAGUUAAAAAUUUUUCUUCAGAUGGUGACUCUGCAAUUUCUUCCCACAGCUUCAGAAUUUGCUCACUAUCUCCCGGUAUGUCUAAAUUGUUAUUUUUGCUAAGCCACCGUUCCCAGGCUUGCUUUUGAUGAAAUAAACAAAGAUAAACCCUUGACAUUGGAAAUGUUCCUUCAAUUGCCUGUAUCUCAGACCCAGAGAAAUAUGUAACCCAUGAAACUGGAUUCCAAUCUGGGUUCUGUGCCUUGAAAAUUUCUAGAGCCUCUUUAAUUGAUGCAGUGUUUUCUACUUGAAUGAAGAAUAUCCCAACUACUAAAGAGCAUACAUUAGCUUUCACUACCAAGAAAAAUAAUGGAAUGUCAUACUUCAUUGUCUUGUAUGUUGCCUCAAGCAUACAUACCCUACCAUGCUUUUUCAAAAGUUCCCUUUGUCACUCGUGCUGGUAACAAAAAGCAAUGGCUGCACUUUUCCAUUGUCAUCUGUAAACAGUCUGAAAAAAAUCUCUCAGCCUUCGAUUCCUUUUCCCACCCAUUAAUUUGAUUCCUUAAUGCAUCUUGGUCAAUAAGUUUUCUUCAAAUCAAAUAGAGCCCGAUACAUAUGGCUAUAAAUUGUACUAUCUGUUGGGUAAAACAUUAUGUUCAUCCGAUCUGGGCUGUUCCAGCAACACUAAAGUGCACGAUCCCUGAAAGUGUUAACGAACAAACUUUAGUUACGUUUUAUUUGCAGCAAGUGUGUUUCUGUAUUGCAUCCUGGUCACUCACUGAUUUCCUUACAAGAAAUAAGCUCUGAGCACAUGGGUGUAAGUUGUUUAAUCUGUGUGGUAAAACAAUAUUUGAGAAAAGGUUUUUCAUUUAUAAAACAGUAGCAACUCAAAAAACUUAUGUAUGUUGCUCAUAAUUUGUUGUGUAGUCAGAAUACACUUGUUGGAAUGAAUACAUUCAAUUAUGUAAUUAUCAUUUCCUUUGGCAAUGAAUCAUAUGAGAUAGACAUGACAUUAGAGGGAAUAGCAGUUUUCAAAACAUAUUUUUCAGUGCAUACUGUUAUGUGUGCAUUGUUCCUUUAAGCUUACACACAAUCUGUUGUUCAAAAUGACUAGUGGUUAGUGUUUUUUGAAAUGUUUAUACUACUGUACAUGUCAAUGUAUUUUAUGUUUUGCAAUUAUAUAAGCACGCAUGAACUAUAUAUGUGAAUUGGACAUAUGGAGAAAUGUCAUUGUGUAAUUAUCCUUUUUCAGUGAAAACUAAACUCCAUGUAUUUCCUAUUACAGAUAAUAAAACAAUGUCAUAUUAAUAA